UUUAUAUUAACUGUAAUCAAACUUGAAAUUGAAUACAAAAUAUGGGCGAUGAACAGCGUGGAAUUGGACUGAGUAUUCAGAAGGUAGUAAUCAUUACUGUUCCGAAGAUAAUUAUUGCUGGGUUCUUCAGUGACGAAUAUGAUGCUGCAAAGUGGGACUCAUUUCUGGGAUUCACUGCUAAUCGUAUUAGUCAUCAUGGCUGUUCUUUUUUCUCCGUGUACGCAAUUUUAUCAUUCGAUAUAGCCAAGAAUCCACGUGUUAUUGAUUUAUAUAAUUUGCCAGCUGUGCUCACCGACAGCACAACAAACUAUCAAACUUUUAUUAAUUUUCUGUAUGAUUAUUUAUAACAUUGAUUGCUUAUCUUCAAAUAUUCGUUUGCACUGUAACAACUAAUUUUACUAUAGGCCCCCCCGUCCUGACUCGAGAACACCACAGGUCUUGAGCAUUGUUGUUGCGCAUAUUGUUGACUAUUGUUAAUUGCGUGUAUUUGGAGUUUUAGGAUUACUGUAUUUAGCUUAAGAUCCUUUUUCUCCACUCUUCCCUCCCUUUCAGUUCGAAAGGGAAAUUUGAAUGAAAAUGUUAUAAUUCAGUUAUUAGAUUAGGUUAGGUUAUGGGAUUGUAUUUUAGUUAUGAAAAACGAUCUUGUAGUGCUGUGAUGGAUUCGUCUAGGUGUAGAUUAGGUCAGGUCAGGUUAGGUCGGAAGUCUAUUGCUUUGAUCAAAUGCCCCUUUCGAGCAAACGUCUUUCGAUCAAAAGUUUUCGAAAAAGUGCUUUCGAUAAACUGUCCGUAAACCAAUUAAAAGACCACGGAGGUCACUUACAUUGUUGUAAUAUUUAGACAAUUUUCUCCCAUAGGUACAUAUAAGAACGCCGCAAGGUAAACAGAGUUGAAAUAACAACUAAGUCAACAGACUCGAAAGUCCCAGUGACGUGAGUUGAAACCAUUUUAAGAUUAUCAGCUAAGUUUGCAUAUUGGAUAUCAUUACGCAACAACAAUUUUGAACCACUUUCCCUGGUAACGAAUUGACAAAUGCGCGUGAUAAGAAGCUAUAAAAACAAAACGACUCUUGACGUACGUGGUACGUCUUUUCGGCACACGUGGUUAAAGAUCUCGUAAUUACCAGCACAUACGUAUAAUCGAUGACUGAUUGCGUAACGAUUAAUCAAGUAUCAAUCCAAUCCAGGUCUUGACGAAAGUGUCGGAAGAGUCUGUAUAAAAUUUGAAUCGAUCCUGUGAGAAAAUUCAGAAAAAGUCGGCCGUAAGUCUGUCUCAAGUCUGGCUGAAGUCGCUCCGCUGGGACUACUAUCCCAUACUAAUUAUAAGGCAAAAUAAUCUGUGAAAGUCUCACCCAGACUUGUUCCAGACUAGAUCACCUCCAGACAGCUGGAGACUUCGGAGACACCUGUACUCAGCAACUCCUGUGGGACCUAUUCUAAACAUGUUCCAUACCACUGCCAGACAAGUAAGUCUUACUUGGCCUCACGCCGAAAACUAAAAACACUUCGUGCUUUGAUUUCGAUAUUUUAACUAUGAUUUAUUAAAAUUAUCCAUAACUAAUCUUACCAAUUGCAAGAACAAUUGAUAUUGCGCUGGUUAUUUUUUCAACGACUAUUCUGUAACCAUUCGUGCCAUUUCUUGCUGUUCAUUUAUAUUUGCACUUAUUUGGUUAUGUGGUAUUGAACAAUGAAAAAACAUCGCGAACCUUAACUAGUCGUAUAAAUUUAUUCUAAGAAAUGAAAUCAAAAUAUAUUCAUGUACAAACACACACGCGCUUAGUCACAAAACUGUUAUGCAGAGCUACUUGUGGGCUCACUAAGGAUUUCCUCUAAUCGAUUUUUUUAAACGAGUCUUUGUGGAUCGACUUUAUUUACCUCUGUUAACAUGUGUAUCGUCACCUGUAUUACGAAACUAAAGAUUUUUCACGUGAAUACGUUAUAUCGUGAUACCUCAUACAACGCAAGAUAUAUAAGGGGACUGAAAUCCCGCGAAAUCAGUAACGUUCCGAAAAUGAUGAGUUUGACAUCAAGUCGGUUGACAGUGCCGAUUUUCGCUAUCAUAGUCGGAGUCAUCGUCCAGGCGGACACUGAGCUCGCAUGGUGGCGAACAACAACUCUGUACGAGAUCUGGCCACGAUCAUUUAAGGACAGCAAUGGAGACGGAAUUGGCGAUUUGAAUGGCAUCAAAAGCAAAUUGGACUACCUAAGCGAGCUGGGCAUAGGGGCGAUAUGGAUUGCUCCCUGUUUCUCCAGUCCACAAAUUGACACUGGCUAUGAUGUCUCCAACUACACAGACAUAGAUCCAUUGUAUGGGACUCUGGAGGAUAUGGAUACGUUAAUCGCUCGCGCUGCGGAACUUGGAAUCAAAGUGAUCUUAGACUACGUUCCCAACCAUACGAGUACGGAACACGAGUGGUUUAAGUUAUCCGAAGCCAGUGUCGCCCCCUAUACCGAUUAUUACGUGUGGCACGAGGGAAUUCUGGAUGCAAACGGUACCAGAAGACCACCGAACAAUUGGCUGGGCCGCUUCAACAGCGGAAGUGCUUGGGAAUGGAGCGACAAGCGACAAGCUUAUUAUUUUCAUCAAUUUAACAAGGAACAGCCAGACUUGGACUUCAGGAACGAGGCGGUCGUCCAGGAAUCAUUGGAUAUACUUACGUUUUGGAUGGAUCGCGGUGUCGCCGGUUUCCGUAUCGAUGCGUUGCCAUAUUUAUUUGAGGAUCCUCAAUUCAGAGAUGAACCCCUAUCGGGACUAGACAAAUAUGCUCCGCAUGAAUAUUUCUAUCUAGAUCAUAUCUAUACCAAAGAUUUUAUGGAGAUUUACGACCUGGUCGCAAGAUGGAGAAAACACUUUGAUGAAUAUACUGCUGAACACCCUGGACCUGAACGGGUCAUGUUCACCGAGUCAUAUGCCAACAUAUCCAUGAUCAGCUUAUUCUACGACUACGGUGCUCAUUUACCAUUCAAUUUCUUCCUGAUCGGAAAUAGGACUACGUCCUAUUCGCUCGAAACCCAAACAGCCACAGGUCUUAAGAAUAUUAUUGAUGAGUGGAUGGAGUAUACGCCUGCGGGUCAGACUCCCAACUGGGUGAUUGGCAAUCAUGACAGGAGUCGCGUGGCCUCGCGUUUCGGUAGCGAAAAGGUAGACACCUUUAACAUCCUGCUGCUUUUGUUGCCUGGAGUUCCGACCAUUUACAAUGGCGAAGAGAUUGGCAUGGUUAAUACAUUCUUAACUUGGGAAGAAUCGGAAGACCCUCAGGCCUGCAACACUGACCCGACUCGUUAUACGGCAACUACUAGGGAUCCUCAGCGUACGCCUUUCCAAUGGGAUAAUACUACGUCGGCAGGAUUCUCCACAAACACCUCGGUGUACUUGAAAGUGAACGAGAAUUAUCGUACACUGAAUUUAGCGGCGCAAAAGGAGGCUGAUAAGAGUCACUAUAAGAACUUCCAGGCAGCCAUGAGGCUCAGGAACACGACGGUGGCCAAAGAUGGAGCCCUGAAGACACUCGUUAUCGGCGAGGAUGUCUUCGCCAUGUCCAGAGAAUUGGAUGGUCACGACCCCCUACUCGUUGUUAUUAACUGGUCGAAGUCUCCGGUAACAGUCAGUCUUGAUGACUUCAGUAACUUCAGUGAGAAGCUGCAAGUGCUUGUGUCGGAUGUUAAUAAUGAUCUCAAAGUUGGAGACACUAUAUCCAGGAGCAGCAUUACCCUGCAGGGUGAUGCAGCUUUGAUAUUAACAUCAUCUGACGUCACUUGCUCCGACUACUCGGACGUCUCAGAAGUUGCCUGUCUAAUACCAUCCUUGAAAUCCUUCUUCAACGUGUAAAUCAAGUUGAAAUUUCAUAUGGAAAUUUAAUAAACGUUCUUUAACAAUGUGUUCAAAAAUUGUAUUCACAGUAGCUAACAUUUAACUACCUAUUUUCACAGAUGUCAGAUUCUACCUAAAUGCAAUAACACAGUUUUAUGAUUAUACACGGUGACUUAUAAAGUAUUUAUACCUGUGCAGAAAAAA
This is a messenger RNA of Cephus cinctus (wheat stem sawfly), 4011 nucleotides long. RefSeq names its product alpha-glucosidase. Bases 1882 to 3825 code for a protein of 647 amino acids. The transcript is spliced from 6 exons. The record is from RefSeq and is a predicted model, not a curated record. Lineage: Eukaryota; Metazoa; Arthropoda; Insecta; Hymenoptera; Cephidae. Gene Ontology annotation, biological process: carbohydrate metabolic process.